Messenger RNA from Nothobranchius furzeri (turquoise killifish), 4184 nucleotides. RefSeq names its product growth arrest-specific protein 1. Lineage: Eukaryota; Metazoa; Chordata; Actinopteri; Cyprinodontiformes; Nothobranchiidae. The record is from RefSeq and is a predicted model, not a curated record. Gene Ontology annotation, biological process: regulation of cell cycle.
GAAAGGGAAUAGCUGUAAAAUAUAUUGAUGCCGGAGCCUCUCCGUUGACAGGCCGCAGCGCGUGAACAAUCUCCAGCCUGGAGAAGACCUGGGGCCACUGCAUGGCCAGUCUGACACAAUCAGGGUGAAACGGGCCAGAAAAUACUAUUCUCCCCCAUUCUCCUCUCUCAAUCGGGGUUUAAAACUCUGCAGAAUGAGUGACAGAGCGGAGGGGGAGGCGCGCGCGGUCCUGAUCUGGUGUUUUCUGAAACUUGGAGCAAAAGAAGCUGCAGAUGUGGGCUUCUGGUGAAUGAAUGCACCCCUUAGCUCGUGUUUUUUGCUUUAAACGCGGAGCCAGGAGGAGACCACACAUCAACAGCCUCGGUGCAGCUUCAUCUUCUGAGGAUCUGAGCGCAGAUCUGGGUCUGGAAGUGGGUCUCCAAUCGGUGAGCAGGGUCGUAAAUGAGAGGAGGGGAGGGAGAGGAGACGGGGCACCUUUUCCUUUCUUUCUCUCUCGGGUUUUUUUUCUGAAGAGGGAGGGUGUUGUGGGGAAAUGCUCGGCGGACCGUGAAGCGUAACAAGCAAAAACUGGACAAAGACGCACGUAGCGGGACAGAUAACCUCUCCCAACUGCAGAAACGGAUAAAUAAGUUUGGAAAGCGCGGAUGGAAGUUGGAACCAGCGCCAGGAAAACCUGGAAGCCGCGGCAAUGAUGCGUUUGGGUCUAGAAUUUGAGCUCGGCCGCGCGGACACACGGGACGGACUCUGAGUGGACAUGCUUCCGGACAUGACCGUUUCUGGAGCUUUUCCCGAGUCAGAUCCGGACCAGCACAACGCAAAGGCGGAGAACGUCUGUGGAACGUUGGUGGAAAAGUUACGCAACGAACUUUGGUGAAACUCGGUUCCUUUGCUGCGAUUCAUCUGGAGGGUUUGGAUCCUAAAUGUCUUCAACUUAGAGCAACAAGACAACUUGAGCCAAGCAUGCGAUGUGGGUGCAGCGCGCUGGCGCUCCUCCCGGUGCUGGUGGCUUUGGACGCGCAGCUCAUCUGCUGGCAGGCGCUCCUCCGGUGCCACGACGAGCGCGAGUGCGACCUGGCCUACAGCCAGUACCUGGCGGCGUGCGAUGGGAACAUCGGGGGGACCAGGAGGCAGUGUCCCAGCCACUGCAUCAACGCGCUCAUCCGCCUCAACAACACCCGCAGCGGGCCGGACCUGGAGAACUGCGACUGCGCGCAGGACCUGGACUGCCACAGAACCAAGCGGGCCAUCGAGCCGUGCCUGCCCCGCAGACACCCGAGCGACGCCGGGGGGAUCGGCUGCAUGGAGGCCCGCCAGCGCUGCGAGGAGGACAGCGGCUGCCACGCCUCCCUCACGGCCUACCUGUCCCACUGCGGCCAGCUGUUCAACGGCCGGAAGUGCUCCUCCAAAUGCAAAGCCACAAUCCAGCAGAUGCUGUUCAUCCCGAACGGGAUGCUGCUGAACCGCUGCGUGUGUGACGGCGUGGAGAGGCCCUUCUGCGAGGUGGUGAAGGAGAACAUGAGCAAGCUCUGCUCCAUAGGAGACCACAGCGUCAUCUCGGACCAGGAUGGAGAGGACCUGUACGAGGAUGAAGAUUACGAGCUGAAAAGUGACAGAGAGGAAGUUUACACCAACAGUUCUUCCUCCUCCAGGAGCUUCUCCAGCUGCAUGCUGCUCCUGAGUCUCUGGAUUAUACUCUGGGAUUAUUGGAACGUCUGUCUGGAUUAACGCUCCAGGAUGGACGAAACUCCUCCAUGAGAGGAAGCUUGUUGUCAAAAGUCAGCUAAAUGUUUGCAGGUGAGAGGAAGUGACCCUGAGCAGCCUCUUCAAACAGCUCCUGUUUGUUUGGUUUGGUCUGAAUGGUACUUAGAGUGUGGCUUUUUUAAGACCCAGAGUAAACACCGGAGCCAUCCAGCCUGUUUGCUCUGCUCUCCAUUUCAGAGGCCUUAGCAUUGUUGCAGCAGCCACACUUCAAAUAUUUGUGGCAACAGGCAAAGAGGUGUGAGGGAUGUGUGGGACUCAAAUGGACCCAAGCGCCUCUCCAGCACCAGUGCCCCUCCUCACCCCGCCUCAGGUUGUUUUAUUGAACUUUUUCUGAUCCCUCCCUCCACUCAUCAUCAUGCACAGCCUUUAAAAGACCCCCGUCUUUAUUGCUGCCACAACACUUGGAGGAAAGCUGCUGGAUCGGAGUGUCAAACCCGCAGGGUCUGUCGCUGCAGUCCUGAUAUCACUGCUGCAAAUGUAGAACAGCUUUUUCUGUAAAACCUGUAUCUCAUUGGUUCACCUGCACACAGCCCAGAAGAGACUGGUCAAAUCCCAAUGCUCGCACUUCCACACCUGCACCCUUGCAUUGUGUGGUCCCAACCAGGGCUGCGAGUGCAUAGGAUGUCCGGAAGUUGAUCAUGCCCCUUAUGUCCCCUUGUUCCGCACUUGACCCAAGUCUGCAUCUAUGCGGACUUGGGUCAAGUGUAUAACCCACAAUCCAUUGCAACAGGAGAACAGGCUCAAGUUCCUUUUCUGAACAUAUUUAUUUUCUAAUAAAAGCAUUUUAGGACGAUUAGUUCAUGCUCUAAAACUUUUAGACAAGGCAGCAACAAAUGCAAAAUAAUUUCAAAUAAUUGAUUGUUCGGUUGAAAGUUGUUAAUAAAGUUUUUUUUUAAGUAUCACAGCGACCAGCAUCUCGGCAUGCUUUGCGAUCGAUGAUGCAAUGCUCCCUGGGUGUUUCUCAAUGCCAAGGAACCUUGCCUUGAUGUCUUGGCCCCGCCCCGGUUACCUAGGAGAUACGUGUUCCAAUGUUCAUGUUCUACCAAGGCGUGUGUUCUCCGUUUGUUAGCCGUUUAGCUAGCUGAGCAAGGAUACACGGGAGGGGUCUGGUAGCCUAGCCUUGGUCAAAAAUUACCCACAAUACACCGCGGUAUUUUCAAAAGGACGGUGGAUCAGAAGCCGGCAGCUACUUUGGGGACAAUUUUUCAAUUUUAAAAGUAAGUAAGCUAAUUUAAAAUGUCUUUUUUAGAUCCAAAGAAUUUAUCUAUGGUUGGUUAGUAGCUUAGUAGUUGCAGCUUCAGUGGCUAGCAGGUAAUAACUCAAUUACAUUUUUAAUUUAAUAAACAUAUACUUACACAAUUAAAAAAGUAAAAGGCUUGUUAUAUAUCUAUAUUGAAACUAAUAUAUAUAAAAUAUAAUGUUAUCUCCCGUGUCACGUGACGUUACGUGACCGCCGUGGAAGCCGCGGUCACGUGAUGCAAGUCUGUUCCAUUUAACCGUUUUCUUUGACCAAGGACCGUGUCCUCGUAAGCAAGGCGCCUGACCUCGCAAGACAUCGCCUCUCAAGGCCAGGAGCCUUGACACUGAGAAACACCCCCCAGUCUCAAUUCGGCAAUUAUUUGCACACUUGUGUACCGCGCACUUUCUCCAAGUGCUGAAGACCGCAGGGCGCCGUGCAGUAUUGGGACUGGGCCAUUUGUUUAAACCGAGGGGGCAUGGCCUAUUCCUGCAUAGAAACAAAUCACUUUGCAACAGCUGUUCACCUUUUUGCAGUUUAGUCUCGAAGGGCCUCAUUUUGGCUGCAGUUUAGCCUAACUUGUAUUGAGCUUGGUCUCUGACUCCUCGCAAAGUUUUCACACAUUUCUGACUUGCAGAAGAAAAUCAGAGGGAGUGCCAGAUCUGUGUAGACUUUUGUUUUACAAAUAUUUUAAAAGUCAUGAGAGAAAACUGAAAACCCAUGAUUGUUUCAAGACCUGUUGGAGACUCUCUUGUCGGUGUGUGAGCAAUGCUCGCAGCCCCAGUGAGAUUCUGCACAAAGCUCAGAGAUUCACCCUCUUGCACAAAUUCAUAACGAGGUUUAUUUGCGUUGAUCCACAUGCCUUGAAGUCUUUUUUUUUUGUGUGUUUUGAACUGAAAACAUCAGAUUUUUCCCAUUUAGGUGCUUAUGUGGAUUCAAAUCAGCAUCUUUACUGCCUGAUUCAGUUUUCCUCUGAAAGCUGCAAAAAGGUAAAUUAAAAUGAAAAAAACUUUUUUCUUCACCACCUGAAAUGAAUCAAGCCGUUUUAUGUUAAAUUAUGAAGCUAGAUAACGAGGAAUGUGCAUUUUAUAAUCAUCAGAGUCAUUAGAGAAAACAUUUCACUGUUGUUCAGUUUCAACCCAACAAACCUUCACUUUGGAAUCACAAUAAAAUCCUUCUAGCCUGA